Molecule: messenger RNA, 2471 nt
Organism: Onychostoma macrolepis
Lineage: Eukaryota; Metazoa; Chordata; Actinopteri; Cypriniformes; Cyprinidae
Product: calcium/calmodulin-dependent protein kinase type IV
Exons: 11
Coding region: 672-2078 (468 amino acids)
Biological process (GO): protein phosphorylation
Molecular function (GO): ATP binding; calcium/calmodulin-dependent protein kinase activity; calmodulin binding
Source: RefSeq, a predicted model, not a curated record
UCCACCCCUUACCAGCACAAACAGCAGUGUGAUAUUUACAUUUCAAACGACAUUUACUCCAUCUUCACCCUGCUAAUUCACAAUAUUCAGAUUUUAGGAAAGCAUCUGAGAAAUAAGACGCUGAUCUGUUGGUUUUCAUUCUGGCGAGGACCAAAGCAAGGAAUCGUUCAUCGUUCAUUUCGCUUGUGACAUCUGGAAUCGCAGGAUUAUGAUGUUUUCUUGAAUGUUGUGUGUCGUGGGAGGUUUGGGAUGGGAUCUGUGAUGCCCGUUUGAAGCUGAAGACCCACUUUGAAAACAGCCUUUUUUAUUGUUUUGAUCGAGAUAAUUCCAGCAAACCGAGUAAAAACCAUAAUAUUUAAGAUAUAUCUUCUCGUGAGCGUAGAGUAUCGAUAGAUCAAUUGAAAAUACACUGAAUUUGGACAUCAACUCCAGCCCGCAGUGAUGCUCCAGUGUCUGGACUGACUUUUAAUAUGCGCACUCAGACGGAAAUGGAAACCUGGACAUUUUAAAUCAUUGAUCACUUGGAACCGAAUCAUAAACAUAGACUUGCAACCAUAUCACAGGUCAAGCUGACACCCAGAUGUGAAAGCGAUCGCGUUUUCUGGGCUCCCCUGGUUUAAGGGAUUACUUGUAUUCAUUAUAAGAGCAGAACAGUCUUCGGAGGGUCCAUCAUGCCCACCUCUCGGUCCGGCGCGUGCUCGGUGGAAUACUGGGUCGAUGGCUCGCGCCGAGAUGCGACAGUGGAGGAUUUCUAUAACAUGGGCCCAGAAUUAGGCAGGGGUGCCACAUCUGUUGUGUUUCGCUGUGAAGAGAAGCAAACUGAGAAACCUUAUGCUGUGAAGGUCUUGAAGAAAACCAUUGACAAGAAAAUUGUGAGGACAGAGAUCGGAGUCUUGCUGCGUCUCUCUCAUCCAAAUAUUAUUCGUUUGAAGGAAAUUUUUGAAACCGUGACGGAGAUCUUUCUCGUCCUAGAGCUGGUCACAGGUGGAGAGCUCUUUGACAGGAUUGUGGAGAGGGGCUACUACAGCGAGAGAGAUGCAGCUCACGUUAUCAAACAGAUCCUGGAGGCUGUGGCGUACUUACAUGAGAAUGGAGUUGUUCACAGAGACCUCAAACCAGAAAAUCUUCUCUAUGCUGACUUGUCAAUAGAUGCCCCUCUUAAGAUAGCGGACUUUGGUCUUUCUAAAAUAAUCGAUGAGCAAGUCACGAUGAAGACAGUAUGUGGAACCCCUGGCUAUUGCGCUCCUGAGAUCCUCAGAGGAAACGCUUAUGGUCCUGAGGUUGACAUGUGGUCGGUGGGAGUCAUCCUUUAUAUUUUGCUGUGUGGGUUUGAACCAUUUUUCGAUCCAAGGGGGGAUCAGUACAUGUACAGUCGCAUUCUGAACUGCGAUUACGAGUUUGUCUCCCCCUGGUGGGAUGAAGUGUCUCUCAAUGCAAAGGAUCUGGUUAGUAAGCUCAUUGUGCUGGACCCUAAUAAACGGCUCACAGUGAAACAGGCUCUGGAACACCCAUGGGUGCUUGGAAAAGCAGCACGAUUCUCCCACAUGGACACAACUCAAAGGAAACUACAGGAAUUUAAUGCUCGGCGCAAAUUAAAGGCUGCUAUGAAAGCUGUGGUCGCCACAAGUCGGAUGCACGAGGGCUCACGACGGCGGACGGACAGCUGCGAGAUGCCCAAUGCCGACAAGACCUCACGCCAGAGCAGCAUACAGAAGGACAACACGCUGGAUUCUCAAAGAGAGCCCAUUCCCAUUAAAGAGGGAUCCGAGCAGGUUGAAGACGGGACUCCGAGUCCCUCGAGUCCCCGCUUCCAACCUACCCAUAAAUCUAAACCUUCUGUGCUCUCCGGGCCCAUGCCCACUCGCCCACCCCUGAUAGCAGAGGGACACAGGCAGACCUCCGUCCUUCCGAAGGCUCCAGUGGUUCGGCCCAGGGUGCCCAAGAAGAGCUGCUCAGUGGAUCCCGGGGGCAAACACGAGCCUUUGCCGGCGAGCACCACCCCACCCAGUCCCAAGAACCUCAGUAAUGGUUUCACCAUGAGCAUGGAGGCUGGCGGCAGCACGGCAGAAUGUCAGUAGCCUGGAUGAUAUAUAGAUUUGGAUUCACGCGAAACACAAAGGAGGACAAAAAUGAUGCUUUGACAACACACUGAGAAAUUCCUCUUCUCCUCUUCCAUAUUUACCAUGGGAUAUUUUGAUACUGGACUGACGUAUGAUGAGCUCUUCAUAUGGAGGCAUGUGGCUUUCAUGGCAACUUUAGGUUAGCAGCACAGCGAACAUCGUCGUUUUUCUCUUUGCACAAGCAUCGUGAAUAAGAUUGUCUCUCAUCUGAACUGAAAUUAAUUUUGCUCUUUCUUCUUUUGCUAUCAUAUGCAACCGUUAACACAAUCCUAUUCUCUCUCUAAAGGUAGUGAGGAUCAUGUAUCUGUGAUGUUGUGAUAGUAUAUAUUUGUUUAGGUAUGAUUGCUAAAA